GGAAUUAUUUAUGGGUGACGCACCACGAUGGCGUUGGUGAACUAAAGGGCUGUUCUUCUUAUUUUCUGUUACCAGUUUAUUCCUCUGAAACUUAAUGUGGUGCUGCUGGGAUGUGUGUUUGUUAUUCUAUUAGUUUAAUGGUCAUUGGGAGCUGAAUUGAUUGUAACUUAUGGUGUCUGACAUAAGGCUGAUGACCAUGUUCCCUUCAAAUGUACAGAUUUUGCAGCAGCUGCUAAAGUUUAGACCCACAUUUGGCUGCUCCCUUUCAUUUAGCAAAGCCUUGUGCUCCAGACUGCUUUUAGGCAUUGAGACAAGCUGUGAUGACACUGGAGCUGCUGUGCUGGAUGAGACUGGUGCAAUACUGGGGGAGUCACUACAUUCACAGAAAGAAGUACAUCUCAGGACCGGAGGCAUCAUCCCCAAUGUGGCACAACACCUCCACAGAGAAAACAUAGAGCGUGUGGUACAUGAGGCUUUGGAAAGAAGUGGUGUGGAGCCAAGUCAGCUCUCGGCUGUGGCCACCACGGUGAAACCAGGCUUGGCUCUGAGCUUGGGUGUAGGUCUUGGGUUCAGUCAGUGGUUUGUGAGGCAGCACAAGAAGCCAUUCAUCCCCAUCCACCACAUGGAGGCCCACGCCUUGACUGUUAGAAUGUUUCAUCCUGUUGCCUUCCCCUUCCUGGUUUUGCUCAUUUCUGGUGGUCACUCGCUUCUUGCUGUGGCUCGAGGAGUGGAUGACUUUCUGCUUCUGGGUCACAGUCUGGAUGAAGCUCCAGGGGAAACACUGGAUAAAGUGGCAAGGCGUUUGUCCCUCAUAAAACACCCACAGUGCUCCACACUGAGCGGAGGACAAGCCAUAGAGCUUCUGGCAAAGGAUGGUGACAGGAUGAAAGUCUCUUUCACGACACCUAUGGGGCAAAUUUAUGACUGUUGCUUUUCUUUCGCUGGACUACGGAAUGAAGUUACAAGGACAAUAAUGAAAAAGGAGGCAGAGGAAGGUAUUGAACAGGGGACACUGCUGUCAUGUGUGAAUGACAUUGCAGCUGCCACACAGCACACUGUUGCCGCUCAUCUUGCGAAGCGCACACAUCGUGCCAUCUUGUUCUGUCAGGCAAAUGGCUUGCUGCCAUUAAGCAGUCCCACCUUGGUGCUGUCUGGAGGAGUUGCAAGCAACACAUACAUCCAAAAGGCUUUGACCAUUAUCACGGAGACAACAGGACUACGACUGCUCUGUCCUCCAGCCAAAUUCUGUACUGAUAAUGGAGUGAUGAUUGCAUGGAAUGGUAUCGAACGCUUGAGAGAAGGGAUAGGGAUACUGCCUCCAAAUGUGGGUGUCUUCUACGAGCCAAAGGCGCCGCUUGGUCUUGACAUGACAGCAGCGGUGAAGGCAGCAGCGAUCAGGUUGCCUUCAGUCAGGAUCAAGAUCCCCAGCUGACAAACUAUUUUGUCAUGUGCAAAAACGGUUUGAAGUAUAUGCUGUGUGUAUACUACAUCUACUCAGUUGUCAUCUUAUUAGGUACACCUCUAUAAAACGAAUGCAGUCUAGUCCAACAGGCCUGCGUUAAAUCCUUCUUGAAGCUGAUGUUCAGUUGUACAAGCUGUUGAUUCAACUGUGUAGUGAUUUUGGAAGAUGUUGAAUGUACUGCUGUUGACCUGUACUGGAUUUUAUUGUAUACAGACUGAGAUUUAGUAAGAUUAUUAUUAUUAUUCAUUACUUAUAAAAAUAAUUUCAGUAUAAAUUACUUUUAGCUUGUACAUAAUAAACUGCCAAUACUGUAUAAAGCACAUUAUACAGCUGUUUGUUAAAUGUUUUUAUAUAUCUGAAUUUCUUUCCAGUCUCUCUGACAAAACCAACUAAAAACAUAACAUU
Molecule: messenger RNA, 1867 nt
Organism: Monopterus albus (swamp eel)
Lineage: Eukaryota; Metazoa; Chordata; Actinopteri; Synbranchiformes; Synbranchidae
Gene: osgepl1
Product: O-sialoglycoprotein endopeptidase-like 1
Exons: 7
Coding region: 170-1432 (420 amino acids)
Biological process (GO): tRNA threonylcarbamoyladenosine modification
Cellular component (GO): mitochondrion
Source: RefSeq, a predicted model, not a curated record